This is a messenger RNA of Marmota flaviventris (yellow-bellied marmot), 1722 nucleotides long. It is a transcript of the gene Wscd2, whose product is annotated as WSC domain containing 2. The record is from RefSeq and is a predicted model, not a curated record. Lineage: Eukaryota; Metazoa; Chordata; Mammalia; Rodentia; Sciuridae.
AUGGCCAAGCUCUGGGUCAAGGUGCAGCGCUCCUGCCGCAGGAAGCCCCUGCGCUUCCUGUCGCUCCUGGCCCUCUACCUGGCGGCCGGGAGCCUGGUCUUCCUGCACUCGGGCUUCGGGGGUCAGCCCGCCGCCUCCCAGGGCCAGGCCAGCCCCGCCGCGGGCGGCGUCCAGGGCCACGAGCUGCCCUUCCUGGGCGACCUGCACCUGGGCAGGGGCUUCCGCGACGGCGAAGCGUCCAGCAUCGCGCGCAGGUACGGACCCUCGUUCAAGGGCAAGGACGCCAACGAGAGAGCCAAGCUGGGCGACUACGGGGGAGCCUGGAGCCGAGCCCUCAAGGGGAGAGUCCUCCGGGAGAAGGAGGAGGAGCGAGCCAAGUACAUCGGCUGCUACCUGGACGACACCCAGAGCCGCGCCCUGAGGGGUGUGUCCUUCUUCGACUACAAAAAGAUGACCGUCUUCCGUUGCCAGGACAACUGCGCCGAACGGGGUUACCUGUACGCCGGGCUGGAGUUCGGGGCCGAGUGCUACUGCGGCCACAAGAUCCAGGCGGCCAACGUGAGCGAGGCCGAGUGCGACAUGGAGUGCAAGGGCGAGCGGGGCAGCGUGUGCGGUGGCGCCAACCGCCUCUCGGUCUACCGGCUGCAGCUGGCGCAGGAGUCGGCCCGCAGGUAUGGGAGUGCAGUAUUCCGAGGCUGCUUCCACCGGCCUGAGAACCUCUCCCUGGCCUUGCCCGUGACGGCCGCCAUGCCCAACAUGUCUGUGGACAAGUGCGUGGAUCUCUGCACAGAGAAGGAGUUCCCGCUGGCGGCGCUGGCCGGCACCGCGUGCCACUGCGGCUUCCCCACGACACGCUUCCCUCUGCACGAGCGGGAGGACGAGCGGCUGUGCGCGCAGAAGUGCAGCGCCGAGGAGCUGGAGAGCUGCGGCAGCCCCGGCUACUUCGUCGUCUACCAGACGCAGGUCCAAGACAAUCGCUGCAUGGACAGAAGGUUCCUCCCGGCCAGGUCCAAGCAGCUGAUUGCUCUGGCCAGCUUCCCAGGGGCCGGCAACACGUGGGCCCGUCACCUCAUCGAGCUGGCCACCGGCUUCUACACUGGCAGCUACUACUUUGACGGGUCCCUGUACAAUAAAGGGUUCAAGGGCGAGCGCGACCACUGGCGCAGCGGGAGGACCAUCUGCAUCAAGACGCACGAGAGCGGCCAGAAGGAGAUCGAGGCCUUCGACGCCGCCAUCCUGCUCAUCCGCAACCCCUACAAGGCGCUCAUGGCCGAGUUCAACCGCAAGUACGGAGGCCACAUCGGCUUUGCCGCCCACGCGCACUGGAAGGGCAAAGAGUGGCCGGAGUUCGUGCGCAACUACGCCCCCUGGUGGGCCACCCACACGCUGGACUGGCUCAAGUUCGGCAAGAAGGUGCUGGUGGUGCACUUCGAGGACCUGAAGCAGGACCUGUUCGUGCAGCUGGGCCGCAUGGUGCGCCUGCUGGGCGUGGCGGUGCGGGAGGACCGGCUGCUGUGCGUGGAGAGCCAGAAGGACGGCAACUUCAAGCGCUCGGGACUGCGCAAGCUCGAGUUCGACCCCUACACGGCCGACAUGCAGCGCAGCAUCUCGGCCUACAUCAAGAUGGUGGACGCGGCGCUCAAGGGCCGCAACCUCACGGGCGUCCCCGACGACUACUACCCGAGAUGAUGGGGCGCGGGGAGGGCGGCGGCCUGGCCACGC